CAGAUACUGUACCUCACUCACUGGACUAUUAACGAGCGCAUUCAGAUUCGACUUAAAAGAAACUCAAUUUGGAUAUGACCGAAUACUCGGUAUACUAAACGGAUGUUUCUGUUUUCACCCCGAGCCGCGCGAUCGACUGUCGUGGAAAGAUGCAGCACUUAAAUGCCGGAGAAUAAAGCACCUCGAGGGAUGUUUUGAACCGGGGACUCUUUCUGUCUUUUUUUUUUUUUUUUUUUUUAUUUCGGAUUUGGAAGCAUUUGCAAACUGACCAUGCGCGAGUUUGAUGGAGUUGUGUCACGCCGUGAACCGAGCGGCUCCGUUCACAGGAUUUACCUGCCCUUCAUCUUACUGCUGCUCAUCUUCACUCCCAGAGUGGACUCGUCCUGGUGGUACAUUGGUGCGUUAGGUGCACGGGUCAUAUGUGACAACAUUCCAGGGCUGGUGAACAAGCAGAGGCAGCUUUGCCAAAGACACCCAGAUCUCAUGCAGUCCAUCGGAGAAGGAGCCAAAGAGUGGAUCCGAGAAUGCCAGCACCAGUUCCGACACCAUCGCUGGAACUGCAGCACGCUGGAGCGAGACCAUACUGUGUUCGGCCGCGUCAUGUUGCGCAGUAGCCGUGAAGCAGCAUUCGUUUAUGCAAUCUCCUCUGCCGGCGUGGUUUAUGCCAUCACCAGAGCGUGCAGUCAAGGAGAGCUGAAGAUCUGUGGCUGUGACACCAACAGAAGAGGCCGGGCGAGCGACGAAGAAGGCGACUUCGACUGGGGCGGCUGUAGCGACAACAUCAACUACGGUAUCAAGUUUGCCAAAGCUUUCGUGGACGCCAGAGAGAGAAUGGUCAAGGAUGCCAGAGCACUGAUGAAUCUGCACAACAACCGCUGUGGGAGAAUGGCAGUAAAGCGUUUUAUGAAGACUGAAUGCAAGUGUCACGGAGUCAGUGGGUCAUGUGCUCUCAGGACAUGCUGGCUGGCUAUGUCUGAUUUCCGGCGAACGGGUGACUAUUUGAGAAAGAAGUACAAUACUGCUGUGGAGGUCACCAUGAACCAGGAUGGUUCGGGCUUUAUGGUUGCUGAUCGGGAUUACAAGAGAACGACCAAAAACGAUCUAGUAUACAUCGAGAACUCUCCAGACUAUUGUCUUACGGACCGUUCGGCAGGCUCUCUGGGUACAGCAGGACGGCUGUGUAACAAGUCUUCCAGAGGCAUGGACGGCUGCGAGGUCAUGUGCUGCGGCCGCGGGUACGACACCACGCGUGUAAACCGCAUGAGCAAAUGCGAGUGCAAGUUCAAAUGGUGCUGCGCUGUUGAGUGCAGGGACUGUGAGGAAACUGUGGACGUCCACACCUGUAAACCACACAAGAAACCCGACUGGCUCGAUUUGACCUGACUUCCGUGACCACGACCAAUCAGCAGCUACUGGUGCUUUUCUGUUCUCAGGUUUUUGAAGCGGACCUCCGCAUUGUGGAAUGUGUAGUUUCUGACUAUAACGCUCUGAUCUCCACUUGCAGAACCCUGAACUUUACCCGCCUUCAAUGAUGCAAGCGCAGAGAUCACAGGCCAGUCUGGAGCACUGGUAGACGGUUGGUGUCAUGGGAAAAUCAUACAAUGGGCAUUGUCUGGUUUAAUGGGAUGAACUGUGAUCGGGACACAUUUUCACUAUUUUCAAACUGAAAACACCUUUUACUGGUCAUAUCUGUGCCUAUAUAUCAAAUCAUGUUUUUGGAAAGCUUUGAUACACGCAUUGAUGGAUAAUAUACAGCCUCAGUUCAAUAUUCACAAAGAACAAUUUCAAUAUUCACAAGAACAAUUACGCUUCAUGGUACAAAUUAAUACUUUGAAGGUCACUGUAAAAAUGUUCAACAGUGAUAACUGUGCUUCUAUUAAUUUACUGCAUUGACCAUCAUUUUCAUACACAACUUACGCACAAAGGAAUUUGAUCAGUGUUCAAUUUUUUAGGGCACUUUCGCACCAGAGGAACCUUUUGAUAGUUCCUAGAGCUAUUGGCAGAAGCUCCCGGUUUUUAGCGUGUUCACACCACAGGAACUAGGAACAUGUUUCUUUCUAGGAAAUCCAUUUGGGGAAACUAAAUUAGUUCCUACUUCAGGGACUGAAACGGUUUGAUAGAAAUGACCGGUGAUGUAGUGAUGGCCAGACGCAUACAAAACAAGCCUUGAAAAAUAUUUUCUCCACGCAACAUGGAGAACAGCGCUCUGUUAUUUUCUCAGCCUCAAUGAUAACACUGCAAGUUGUCAUAGGAGAUUUAGUCAGAUUUUCAUGCUCUUUUAAUCGUGAAAAUUGUGCAUCUAUUCCAUCUCUAUUCCAGCAACAUACAACACAGCUCCGAUCACAUAAUCCUCCAUUCACAGGUCGUUGAUGUUUGUAAAUUACCAAAAAUAAAGACGUCACUGUUGGUCGCUUCAGAAUUCCUGCGAAUGCAACCAGGAAAACGGCUUGAGGGAGAAACUGGUUCUCUAGGAACCACCAUGAUGUCUAGUUUCUAGAACUAUGCGGUGAAAAGUGUCUAUUGUGAAAUCCCAAUGCCAUUGUAUAUCAGAGAAAUAUAUCUUUCAUAUUAUAUUUUUAAUAUCUAAGCACUUAAACAUCCCUUUGAACAUGAGCACUUUUUUUUUGGUUUGGUAGAGCUUGGUUUCCAAAAACCUGUCUACGAUCAGUAUCUCAAUAUUUUCCCUGAUGGGUUUUUUCAGUAAAAUCUGAUGUUUAUUGAAAUAAAAAAUCCAAACCGUCAGAUGCCAUGACCGCAGACUGUUUGCACACAAUUAGACGAAUUUUGCACACAACAUACAAAAUUGUACACUAAAAUCUGUUGUAUAUAAGGCUGAGAAUA
Molecule: messenger RNA, 2841 nt
Organism: Puntigrus tetrazona (Sumatra barb)
Lineage: Eukaryota; Metazoa; Chordata; Actinopteri; Cypriniformes; Cyprinidae
Gene: wnt2ba
Product: wingless-type MMTV integration site family, member 2Ba
Exons: 5
Coding region: 271-1383 (370 amino acids)
Biological process (GO): multicellular organism development; canonical Wnt signaling pathway; neuron differentiation
Cellular component (GO): extracellular region
Molecular function (GO): cytokine activity; frizzled binding
Source: RefSeq, a predicted model, not a curated record